Ctenopharyngodon idella (grass carp) is the source of this 1929-nucleotide messenger RNA. RefSeq names its product parathyroid hormone-like hormone b (gene pthlhb). The transcript has 2 exons. Gene Ontology annotation, molecular function: peptide hormone receptor binding; hormone activity. Bases 1 to 501 code for a protein of 166 amino acids. The record is from RefSeq and is a predicted model, not a curated record. Gene Ontology annotation, biological process: osteoblast development; bone mineralization; regulation of chondrocyte differentiation. NCBI's taxonomy places the organism in Eukaryota, Metazoa, Chordata, Actinopteri, Cypriniformes, Xenocyprididae. Gene Ontology annotation, cellular component: extracellular region.
AUGUUGAGGCAUUGGGGGUUUGCUGUGUUCCUGUUAACUGUCCUGAUACCGGUCCAAUCCAGACCCACUAACACUCUCAACAACAGACAGAGACGUUCAGUAGGUCACGCCCAGAUGAUGCACGACAGGGGCCGAUCCCUGCACGACUGGAAGAGGCGUAAGUUGAUACAGGAACUGUUUGAGCGGGUGCACACGGCUCAGAGUUGGGACUCCCCGUAUCAGAGCGAAGGAAGCGUCCAGACCCCGCUGUGGUCCACCGUCCACUGUCCCAAACCCAUUGGCAGCAGCAAAAACUUCCCCUUGAGCUUUCAAAUAGGGACUAUAGGGAUGAGAGACAACCUACCGCAAGAGACCAGCAAGACCCUGAGAUAUGAGGAACAGCCACUGAAAGCUGUGACGAAGAGGAAGAGGAAGAUGGGUUUGGGCAGAUUGAGAGACCCAGACAGGAGGAAAGACAGGGGGUGUGUCUUCCAUACGCAAAUACCGAUGAGAGACCAAUGAAAGAGCCUGGACACCACAAGAGUGAAGGGACGAUCACACUGACAGCGAUCUGAAGCACAGUAAUCUGAAAUGAAGCAGACUUUAUGCAAAUGAACAGUGACACAAUAUGGUCACAUGAUCUGCUGCACCUACAAGGAGAGACUUCGGCGUCAGUGAACGCAUCUUUAAAUUGUAAACAUCCUGGUGUUAAAGACUUUCGCCAUGGCAUGGGAUACAAGGACUCUUUUGAGAACCCACUUUAUUUUUCAUUCACAAUAAAGGCUUAUAUGGAAGCUUGUUUCCGCUAUGAAAUGAAAAAAAAAAAAACGUAAUUGCGACUUUAUAUCUCACAAUUCUGACUUUUUUCUCACAAUUUUUCUCAGAAUUACGAGAUAUAAUCCCACAAUUGCGAGUUAUAAAGUCAGAAUUGUCUGAUAUAAACUCGCAAUUGUGUGUCCAACUUCGCAAUUCUAACUUUCUGACUUUAUAUCACGCAAUUCGGACUUUAUCCCGCAAUUCGGACUUUAUAUCACGCAAUUUCGACUUUAUCACGCAAUUCUGACUUUAUAACUCGCAAUUCGGACUUUAAAAACUCACAAUUCGGAGUUUAUAUCACGCAAUUCUGACUUUAUAACUCGCAAUUCGGACUUUAAAAACUCGCAAUUCGGACUUUAUAUCACACAAUUCGGACUUUAUCACGCAAUUUGGACUUUAUAACUUGCAAUUCGGACUUUAAAAACUCGCAAUUCUGACUUUAUAUCACACAAUUCUGACUUUAUAUCUCGCAAUUCGGACUUUACAUCUCGCAAUUCAGACUUUAUAUCUCGCAAUUCGGACUUUAAAAACUCGCAAUUCUGACUUUAUAUCACACAAUUCUGACUUUAUGUCUCGCAAUUCUGACUUUAUAUCUCGCAAAUCUGACUUUAUAUCACACCCUUCUGACUUUAUAAAUCACAAUUGCGAGUUUAAAUCUCGCAAUUCUGAAAAAAAGUCAGAAUUGUGAGAUAAAAAGUCGCAAUUACCUUUUUUAUUUUUUUUUAUUUGGUGGCAGAAACAAGCUUCCAUAGCCUUUGCCUUUAUUAUAAACUCUCUAAACAAUUCUCUAUUUUAGAGCCUUAAUUGAUAAGUAGAAUAUGCUUCAUAUACAAACUAAUUUGCAUAUGUUACAAUUAGAUUAGCCUGUUUUAAAUGUAUUCAUUCAGUCAGACAUUUCGUGUAAUAUUUAAUUUAUUUGAUUGGAAUAUUUAUUUCCUGAAUGUAUCUCAAUGCUGCUGAUUUUGAUGAGAUUUUUAAAAUGCACUUUAGAUAGUUAUGCUGGUCUACAUUAAGUAUUUUUUCUAUCUUUUACAUUUUAUUAUAACGCUUUUCUUUUAUUUUAGUUAAUGUUCUGCUAUUUUCAAUAAAUAAAUUGAUGAGCAAUACACAAUAAAGCUGAAAAAUGAAAUACAA